Messenger RNA from Drosophila sulfurigaster albostrigata, 1516 nucleotides. RefSeq lists its product as uncharacterized. The transcript is spliced from 3 exons. The record is from RefSeq and is a predicted model, not a curated record. Lineage: Eukaryota; Metazoa; Arthropoda; Insecta; Diptera; Drosophilidae. Bases 453 to 1424 code for a protein of 323 amino acids.
UACAUUGUCAGUCUGUCAGAAUAAAUAGCUUAGGUACUAUUUUUAAAUUUGUUAUGAUAUUCAUGCUUGCCUCUUCUCAUUCCAUUUGCUAAACAUGUUGUCAACUCGUGCCAGCAAUCGUGUCACGAGAUCACUCGCUAGAUAAGGCGCGGCAGUUACAAAAGUUAAUGGAACCUGUGUGGAAAAGUGAAACCACCAACCUGAACCCCCUUUAGAUGUUUGCUCCAAGCGCAAGCAACUUGCGCCGCCGUCUGGCGAAAGAACUUGGCAUUUGGCGACACUAAUUGCUUCAGUGGUUUGCAGCGAGUGUCGCCUCCUCCAUGUAUAGAGAGACAGGCAGGCAGCGAUGCGUCUCCACUGGAGUCGCGUAUUCGACGACAAAAAGACGCUUACAAUUUCAGGCUUAAAUUGCCAAAGCGCAAUUUGUCGCCAGUACACACGAAUCCCCUCGAAUGUUGCAACAAUACACAACAUUGGGGGUGCCAUGUUUUAUAAAGUCGAUGACAUCGCUUGAAGCGAACUUAGUCGCAAUGUUCGGAUUCAAACGUCAACUACUCGCAUCGCGAAGCCUUUGGCUACUCCUUUUGUUCGGUGUGCCGUCGAGUUGGACACAAAACUCCAGCAGUACAGUGGUGUGGGAGCCAAGCGAUGGCAACACUGGCAAUGGGAAUACCAAUAAACGUGAGGUGGACUAUGCUGGCACUAAUAUAGCCAAAAGCUACGAUCCGCCGCCGGAAUUCUAUAGGGGACCAGGCUCAACAGGCAGCUCUGGGUCGGGCAGCUACGUUGGCUCCACAGGCAUUGGCAGCGUGAGUGGAGGUGGCGGACAGCAGCUGGGCAGCGUGGGUGAGAGUCUCAGUGAUGCAUACAACAAGUGGCGCCAUUCAGCUGGCGUCCAGCAGCGCAUUAGCGUGGGUCAUUAUGGAGGCGGAGCAGGUGGUGGUAUUGCAUCGCAUGUGCCCAGCACUCAUGGACCUGUCAGUUACGCCUACGAAGGACAUCCAUAUGAGUACGCGGGCGGCGUUGGAGGAGGAGGCGGCAGCCAUCAUGGUGGUGGCGGAGGUGGCUACUAUGGAAGCAGCAGCGCCGAGGCUGGCAUACCAUUCGAUGUGUACGGCUCUCGACCCAGUCAUGUGUCACAUCAUUCGCACUAUGGCAGCACCGGAGGCGAGUACGCUUAUCUGGAGCCACAUGAUCUGGCUUCUCACAAGGGACCUCCAGAGCUGUCGCAAAAGGCGCUGCUUGCCAAGAGUUUCCUAAUUCCCUUGGCCAGUGCCGCUGUUCUUGGCAUAGCUGCUGCCUUGGUCAGUAAUCCACUGUUGCUCCAGCUGGGCACAGUCUCGGGAGUUGGUGGAGGAUUGGGUCCCGUAGUUGGUAAACGCAAAAGACGUUCAUUGCGACGCGCGUAUGCUGCUCAUAAUUAGCAAUUACAAACAUUUCCACUUCAUUCAUAUAAAUACUUAAUUGGAAUGCUUACCAAAUAAAAUAAACGUCGUCACAACUCUUCAAAAUGAUG